Messenger RNA from Rhinopithecus roxellana (golden snub-nosed monkey), 4120 nucleotides. It is a transcript of the gene ASAP3, whose product is annotated as ArfGAP with SH3 domain, ankyrin repeat and PH domain 3. NCBI's taxonomy places the organism in Eukaryota, Metazoa, Chordata, Mammalia, Primates, Cercopithecidae. Gene Ontology annotation, biological process: cell migration; positive regulation of GTPase activity. Gene Ontology annotation, cellular component: cytoplasm; focal adhesion. Gene Ontology annotation, molecular function: protein binding; GTPase activator activity. The record is from RefSeq and is a predicted model, not a curated record.
GGGGCCUGCGAAGGGGCGGGGCGUGCGGAGGCCGGGACGGCGCCCCCGGCAGGCAGUGAGGCCGGCUGAGCGUGGAGCAGCACAGUGCCCCCCGCGCCCCGCUCCGGCAGCCCUACGCCCGCGCCCGCCAUGCCUGAGCAGUUCAGCGUCGCCGAGUUCCUGGCCGUCACCGCCGAAGACCUCAGCUCCCCGGCUGGGGCCGCCGCCUUCGCCGCCAAGAUGCCCCGGUGCCGGGGGGCGGCGCUGGCGCGGGAGGAGAUCUUGGAAGGAGACCAAGCCAUCCUGCAGAGAAUAAAGAAGGCUGUGCGGGCAAUCCACAGCUCCGGCCUUGGUCAUGUGGAGAAUGAAGAGCAGUACCGAGAGGCUGUGGAAUCCUUAGGCAACAGCCACCUGUCCCAGAACAGCCAUGAGCUGUCCACAGGCUUCCUGAACUUGGCCGUGUUCACCCGCGAGGUUGCCGCACUCUUUAAGAACCUGAUUCAGAACCUGAACAACAUUGUCUCUUUCCCCCUGGACAGUCUGAUGAAGGGACAGCUGAGGGACGGUCGACAGGAUUCCAAAAAGCAGCUGGAGAAGGCAUGGAAGGACUAUGAAACCAAAAUGGCCAAGCUGGAGAAGGAACGCGAUCGGGCUAGGGUGACAGGAGGGAUCCCUGGGGAGGUGGCCCAGGACACGCAGAGAGAGCGGCGCAUCUUCCAGCUGCACAUGUGUGAGUAUCUGCUCAAAGCUGGGGAGAGCCAGAUGAAGCAAGGUCCCGACUUCCUUCAGAGCCUCAUCAAGUUCUUCCACGCCCAGCACAACUUUUUCCAAGAUGGCUGGAAGGCUGCCCAGAGCCUGUUCCCCUUCAUCGAGAAGCUGGCGGUCUCAGUACAUGCACUCCAUCAAGCCCAGGAGGAGGAGCUACAGAAGCUGACCCAGCUCCGGGACUCCCUCCGAGGGACACUGCAGCUUGAGAGCAGAGAGGAACACCUGAGCCGGAAGAAUUCAGGAUGUGGCUACAGCAUCCACCAGCACCAAGGCAACAAACAGUUUGGGACGGAGAAAGUGGGCUUUCUAUACAAGAAAAGCGAUGGAAUUCGAAGAGUCUGGCAGAAAAGGAAGUGUGGAGUCAAGUAUGGCUGCCUGACCAUCUCACACAGCACGAUAAACCGGCCCCCAGUGAAGCUGACCCUGCUGACGUGCCAAGUGAGGCCAAACCCCGAAGAGAAAAAGUGCUUCGACCUGGUGACCCACAACCGGACCUACCACUUCCAGGCGGAGGACGAGCACGAGUGUGAAGCGUGGGUGUCAGUGCUGCAGAACAGCAAGGAUGAAGCCCUGAGCAGCGCCUUCCUUGGGGAGCCCAGCGGUGGCCCGGGGUCCUGGGGGGCCGCCGGGCAUGACGGGGAGCCCCAUGACCUCACAAAGCUGCUCAUCGCGGAGGUGAAGAGCAGGCCUGGGAAUAGCCAGUGCUGCGACUGCGGGGCUGCAGACCCCACGUGGCUCAGCACCAACCUGGGCGUGCUCACUUGCAUCCAGUGCUCGGGCGUCCACCGGGAACUGGGCGUGCGCUUCUCGCGCAUGCAGUCACUCACCUUGGACCUGCUGGGCCCCUCCGAGUUGUUGCUGGCCUUGAACAUGGGAAACACGAGCUUCAAUGAGGUCAUGGAGGCCCAGCUACCCUCACAUGGUGGCCCUAAACCCUCAGCUGAAAGUGACAUGGGCACCCGCAGGGACUACAUCGUGGCCAAGUAUGUGGAGCACAGGUUUGCACGCCGGUGCACACCUGAGCCUCGGAGACUCUGGACAGCCAUUUGCAACAGGGACCUCCUGUCGGUACUGGAGGCCUUUGCCAAUGGGCAAGACUUUGGACAGCCGCUGCCAGGGCCUGAUGCACAGGCACCUGAAGAGCUCGCCCUGCAUUUGGCUAUCAAAGUUGCCAGCCAGGCCUCCCUGCCUCUGGUGGAUUUCAUCAUCCAGAAUGGUGGUCACCUGGAUGCCAAGGCUGCUGACGGGAACACGGCUCUGCACUACGCAGCACUCUGCAACCAGCCCGACUGCCUCAAGCUGCUGCUGAAGGGGAGAGCUUUGGUUGGCACAGUAAACGAAGCAGGCGAGACAGCUCUGGACAUAGCCAGGAAGAAGCACCACAAGGAGUGUGAGGAGCUGCUGGAGCAGGCUCAGGCGGGGACCCUUGCCUUCCCUCUACAUGUGGACUACUCCUGGGUAAUUUCCACAGAGCCUGGCUUUGACAGUGAGGAGGAUGAGGAAGAGAAGCGCUGCUUGCUGAAGCUCCCGGUCCAGGCCCACUGGGCCAGUGGGAGGCUGGACAUCAGCAACAAGACCUAUGAGACUGUCACCAGCCUGGGAGCAGCCACCCCUCAGGGCGAGAGUGAGGACUGUCCCCCACCCUUGCCAGUCAAAAACUCUUCUCGGACCGUGGUCCAAGGGUGUGCAAGACGUGCCAGUGGAGAUCAUUCUGAAGUCUCCAGCCUGAGUUCAGAGGUCCUUGAGACCCCUGAGAACCUGGGCAGUCCAGCCUCCUCCUCCAGCCUCAUGAGCCCCGUGGAACCUGGGGGUCCCAGCCAAGCCCCACCCAACUCUGAAGAGGGCCUCCGAGAACCCCCAGGCACCUCCAGACCGAGCCUGACAUCCGGGACCACCCCUUUGGAGGUGUAUCUCCCCGUCAGGUUCAGCUCUGAGAGCACUCGCUCCUAUCGGCGGGGGGCGCGGAGCCCGGAAGAUGGUCCCUCAGCCAGGCAGCCUCUGCCCAGAAGGAACAUGCCGGUUGGUGUCACUGAAGGAGAUGGCUCAAGGACUGGGAGUCUCCCAGCAAGUUCUGUGCAACUUUUGCAAGACUAGCUCCUUGCUGGCCCCCACAUGCCACAUUCUGGGCCCCAAUGUUCAGCGCUCACAAAACUGGGGAGCUGAGAUGUUUGUUCUCUUGGAUCUCGCUCUCUCUUACUUGUGCUUCUGUGACUGGCCUUCUUCCUGCCAUAGGCCAUGCCCCUACCAAGGACACAUGUCCUUUCCCUGUUAGGGCUGAUGGCAGUUCUUUUCUAUCUCAUUACCUGCUACGGGCCUGGGAGCCCUGUGGCUGGAUCUGAGUGCUCCUGAGCUGGCUUCAGUUGCAGAACUCUCAGUCCCUCAUCAGAUCGAGACUCUAUUUCCCCCAUCUGUCUGGGGGCUUCACAAGGGCAGGAGAGCCCUCCAUCACUGACUUCCAGAUCAGGGACCCUGCCAAGUAGGGACUGUCUUCUCAGCCAGCCGUUUAUUAGUCUAGUAUUCCUUUACUACAUUCCAGCUCUAUGUCUGGACCUGUGUUAGUCACUUCAGAUGCCACACGAGUAAGACAGGGGCCCUGCAGGGGUGGUCCUUUGGUGAAAAGCUGGUCUUAAAGGUUGGGCUUGGGAAUAGGCAGGGUCAGAUUCCAGGGCAUGACUCUGGACUCAGCGGGUUUAUACCUGUGUGACCAUUGCAGUUGUCUACAGACCACAUCCAUUCUGGCUGGUCAACAUGCAUGCUAUACUGGCUGUUAAAUAAAAAUAUUCUGAAUGUCACCCCUUUUGAGGGACAGCGCUGCCUCCCCUAGGCACUCUCCUAUGUUCCCCUGCCAAGCAGUAGAGUCGAAUGCACCCACAUUUGCCUGUGUCCUUGAUUUAGCAGGAAGGAAAGAAAUGGUCUGGGUUGAUGGAUGCCCACUUCUUUUCUCUUUCUCUUGGUCAACUCAGGAGCCUUUUAGUCUGAGGGAAUGGAGAGGCAAAGAAAUAAGGGAGAGUAAUAGAAAUGGGAGGGCAGAGACUUAAGGGUUCUGCUUCCCAGCACUAGAAAUUCCAUCAUUGCUCAGCCCCAGUGAGAAAGCAGAUACACCUCAGCCAUCAUCAACUGCUAACAUCUCAACUUGCCAGUUGCUGGGUGCUGCGCCCUGGCAGGAAUGGGCCAAGCCAAGCAGGGGAGACUGGAGAGCACCAGUGGCCAACACUGCUGCCUGGCUGUGGAGGCUGUGCUGUUUCCCCUGGAGACCUGACCAGUCUGUGGUUCCCACAGGAACAGGGUUGUCUUUUGAGCCCCCAGUGUCUGGUUUCAUUCAUCUCAGAUUUGUUAUUUCACUCAUCUCUAAUAAAGGAUUGGGGGGUCAGUU